AUGGCUUCUGGUGCUCAUCAAGUCAUUGCGCUGCUGCAGUCCUGUCGGGCAGCGUACGAGCAGGAAUACCAGCACCUCUCUCCUGCCGACCGCGAGCAGGUCGCACGGGCCUGGAAUUCAAUGAACUCGGAGAUCCGAAGCUCAGCAGCUUCUUCUCAACAAUAUGGAACCUCACUUCCCUCGAAACGAACUGCGUCCGGUGCAAUGUUUGGUGACUUGGAACCCAAUCCGAAGCGUCCCGGCCAUGCGCCGUCGGCUUCCUCGGUUCCAUCGGCACCUUUCCUUGAGCGACACAUCUCAGCACCAGUUGGUCAGUCGACGUCGUCACGGAUCCAACAAGGCCGACCCGCACCACGGACGUCGUCUCUUCCGCACUCCUCAGCGACGAUCGGACCCGUCCCCAUCCCCCGUCGCAGCAGCGGCCAACAACGACGAGGCUCGACAGCCACGUCGUAUCCCAAUCGGUACACUGGAUCCAACCUCCACUACAUUGAGGAGGUCCAGGAUAUGUCGCCGGCAGACUUUCUUGCACGAUCUCCGGAUGACUACGCCAUGCCGACGAUCUCGUUGACGCCUCCUACACACGUGGAGCGUGGUGAGUUCAACAUCAACCAGAUUUCCCAGCUCACAUCAUCACCGUAUUCUCCAGCGAUAGAGUCACCAGGAGUGUACACUCCGAUGACGACGACUAGUGAUUCGAGCAUGACGGCGCCCUCGACAGUAUUGUCGGAGCCCAUGUCUCGUAACAACACAAGUGAUGUUCUCUGCGAUGGCUUUGGGAUGUUUCGCAUGGACUCGCAGAGUUCGGCGAAGGAUCACAAAGCCAACGCGGCUAGGGCUGGCCACGACGCCGCCCGACCACCACAACAGCAACUAUUUCCUUUUUCUUCUUCCGUGGUUGGAACCGGCUUCGGUUGCAACGAGUUUGUGUCAUUUCAGGAUGAGGAGGGGCUUCCCUCAUCAUCGUCUCCUUCUAGUUUUGAGAUGAAGAAUUCUCCCUCUUCCGGGAGCAAUGCUUCAUCUGUUUCCGUUUCUUCUCAAUCGUGUUUCGUGUCGUCCGCUCGAGGGCUUUCCAAUCAGCAGGAAGUCGUGCCUCGUAGCAGUAACACCGUCUCACGACUGUUGGCUCCCAAGACGGAGCAGCGUCUCGCAGCAGAGGUCGCAUCGUCGCAGCAGCAGGCCGACAUGCCCGCACCCAAGCUAGUCGCCGUGCAGGCCGCUGACGGUACAGUGAAGCACAAGGCCGAGAUCACGCGGACGGUCCGACAGCAACUGCCGCGCAAGACUACCUUCUGUGAGUUCUGUAACGAUCAACCGCAGGGCUUCCACGGCGACCACGAGCUGCGCCGGCACAUCGACCGCCACCACUCGCAGGUCCGCCGCGUGUGGAUCUGCAAGGACGCCUCCGCGGACGGCAAGUUCCUCGCCAACUGCAAGGCCUGCCGCAGCCGCAAGAGCUACGGGGCCAACUACAACGCCGCGGCCCACCUGCGACGCGCCCACUUCAACCCGUGCAAGAACCGCCGUGGCGGCCGGGGCAAGAAGAGUGAAGGCCGCGGCGGCAUGGGCGGCGGCAACUCGCCGCCGAUGGAGUUCCUGAAGCACUGGAUGUACGAAGAGCUGGAACUCAACGUCAACGGGCGCGUGAUCGUCCAGGAUAUCAACGUCCCCAGCAUGACCUUCCAGCCUGCGGUCGUCAACGAACACAUCAAGUGCGCCUCGAACCCCCACGCCACCAACGAUAUGGACAACGGCAACGACACCGACAGUUUCGAGCUCGUCGACAGUGUCAACGUCAAUAUGCUGCCCGCGGUGAUCGAUCUCACGCAGGAGCAACUCUACUUUGACAACAUGAUGCCCAUGCCCGAGAACUAUGCCAACGUCGACCACGCCGUGAUGAUGCGGCACACCGCCGCCAUGUACAGCCAAGCUGCUGGGUUCUACCCUGUCAAUGUCAACGAAGCCGGCCUGGCCUUCCAACAGUACUGA
Messenger RNA from Cladophialophora yegresii CBS 114405, 1989 nucleotides. RefSeq lists its product as uncharacterized. The transcript has 2 exons. The record is from RefSeq and is a predicted model, not a curated record. Bases 1 to 1989 code for a protein of 662 amino acids. Lineage: Eukaryota; Fungi; Ascomycota; Eurotiomycetes; Chaetothyriales; Herpotrichiellaceae.